AUUGGUGAGGUGUAUAAUGAGAGCAGUGAGAGAGUGGAGGAAGUUUGGAAACGAUCUGGACCUCUUAUCUCGGAGGUCAUGGCAGAAACCAAGGCCUUGCUCAAGCAAUCUCGAGAGCGUUUCGUCAUCCCAUUACUCGCUCGAGAUCUGUCCGAUUACGACUCUACCAAGUACAAUAUAUACGUUAUCCCAACCAAUCCCGACGGUCAAUUGCGAUUCCACUGGGGAGAACCCAUCAAUGUUGUAUGGAGGAGCCCAUUGAAGCAUUCUCGAAGAGACUGGGUCGGGAUCUAUCGAUACGGUGCAAACAAGUCCCAAACUAUGACCAAGACAUCCUCUUUGGGACUCUGGGUACCGGUUCAUGACGAGGAAUGGGAUGGAGAUGUGCCUCGCCCUCUGACCGACAGGACAGACGAAGAAGCAGAGUGUGUGGAUCGCCCUGAUGGGCUAGACUUCAGGUCUAUCCGUCAAUGGUUAUUGAAGAUUGUGAUUCUCGCUUUGGACUCAGAUCCUUCUCUCAUCCCGAGAUCACAAACCAUCUCCUCGCCUCCAGCUUCUACUACUCAACGACUUCCCGGGCUUCUCUCAAAAGAGCUGAAUGGAUCAAAUACGUCUAUUCGCACAGCUACCCCUGACACGACCUCCCCCGGUAAUUCCACUCCUUUACAUUAUGACAUCCACGACGAUGACUUUAGGCUGUGGUCGGAACGACAAGCCAAGCGAAUUUCGUACGCCAUCUCGCAGGUGCUGGACAUUGAUUUCGCACCAGAGGUAAUUGUAGCAGACGCGAAUGUCACUGCCCUAACAAGAAGGAUUUUAGCCUCAAAGGAACUUUUGGGCCCUUAA
Messenger RNA from Acaulospora colombiana, 846 nucleotides. NCBI's taxonomy places the organism in Eukaryota, Fungi, Glomeromycota, Glomeromycetes, Diversisporales, Acaulosporaceae. The record is from the annotation of a GenBank genome assembly.